Molecule: messenger RNA, 1135 nt
Organism: Cucurbita pepo subsp. pepo (vegetable marrow)
Lineage: Eukaryota; Viridiplantae; Streptophyta; Magnoliopsida; Cucurbitales; Cucurbitaceae
Source: RefSeq, a predicted model, not a curated record
UUUUGUGAGGCAGAGAGCUCAGCACGCAGGCUCUCGACAAGCAAGCAAACAAUUUGCUUUGGUUUAUCUAAACACUUGGGAACACUGGCAGUGCUUCAAUGGCUCUUCCUCAGCUCAUUCCUUCCUCUUCCUCUUCGUCUCUAUCCCAUAAUCCAAUUUUAAAUCCCAACACAAUUUCUUCUACCUUAACCCUUAGCCCUAGAUUCUUCUCUUCUGCUGCCGCCUUUCGCCACCGCUGCCACAAGCCCAAUACGCUCAAGUGUUCUGCUUCAUCUUUCCCGGAAAAACAUCACACCGGCUCUCCCAAAUCCGGCGAUGUCGUUGAGCUUCCGCUAUUUCCCCUUUCUCUCGUUCUCUUCCCCGGCGCUAUUCUUCCUCUGCAGAUCUUCGAGUUUCGCUACCGGAUGAUGAUGCACACUCUGCUUCAGACUGAUCUUCGCUUUGGAGUAAUUUACACCGAUGCAGUUUCUGGUACAACGGAUGUUGGAUGCGUUGGUGAGGUCGUCAAACACGAGCGACUCGUUGACGACCGAUUCUUCCUUAUCUGUAAGGGCCAAGAGCGGUUUCGAGUCACCAAUCUUGUUCGGACGAAACCUUAUCUCGUCGCCGAAGUUACAUGGCUCGAGGACCGGCCGUCCGACCGUGGAGAAGAGGAUUUGGAUGCGUUGGCGAACGAGGUAGAGUCAUACAUGAAGGACGUGAUUCGAUUGUCGAACCGGUUGAGUGGUAAGCCGGAGAAAGAGGUUCAGGAUUUGAGAAGGAAUUUAUUCCCAACUCCUUUCUCGUUCUUCGUCGGAAGCACGUUUGAAGGUGCGCCUAGAGAGCAGCAGGCGCUGCUCGAAUUGGAGGAUACGGCGGCGAGGCUGAAACGGGAGAAAGAGACAUUGAAAAACACUCUUAAUUACUUGACCGCCGCUUCUGCUGUUAAAGAUGUGUUCCCGUCUAACAGUUAGAAUGCAAGUCUGAGAACUAUCUAUGGAGAUUGGAGAGUGAUUAAGCUAGAUUGUUGAAGCACAAGGAAGCAAAUUGGAGGUAAUGCUUAAUUUUUGCUUGCCUUUACCCGUAUUUUAUACGAGGGACGGAUGAUAUUAAAGCUGUAAAUUUUGAUAUAUAAUUGAAUUCGCUUCAUCUGGUA